GAAUGGACACCUCAUCAACUCUAAAAAAAAUUAAAACCCAUCUUCUCCCUCCUCAAUACUCUCUCUCUCUCUCUCUCUACUCAGGCCACCCACUAACCCCAGCCUCUUUCCUCCUCCACCCUCUCUGCAAAACCCAAUUCUCUCUCUUCUUCUCAAGCGACAAGCAUUACCCAAUAAACAAGUACAAAAUGGAAGACUCUGCAGCAUCUAUACCAUCGAUAUGGGCAUCCAUGAACAGCUGGUUCACUCCCACUGUCCUCUUCGUCUUCCUCAACCUCAUGAUUGGAACCAUUCUCUUCACCUCCAACUUACCCAACCAUAAUAAACCAGAGGAUCAAAAGGAGAAAUCCCAAAACGACACGACUCAAUCCAAACUAGCCAGAUCUCCAUCCAUCCUCCAUCGUAUCAGAUCUUUCAACUUAUACCCCCCAAGAUCCCAACAAGACUCCACUCCGGUGACCCACCACCAACCCCACCCCCACCACCAACAACAACCGGAAGAAACUCUAGAAACUGCUGCUACAGAAUACGUCUUCAAUCACCCUUUCCCUCAUCACCAGGAUGUACAGCCCGUUUCUACACACACAGACAAUUUGGAUCUCAACCCGACCCGUUUCGACUCUUUCGAACAAGAGGCCAACGCCGACGCUGACGCUGCUCGAUAUGCUGAUUUCAAUCACACGAAUGAGAUACAACUCGCUAAUGUGGAGACCCAUUUUGUUUUUGAACAGAACCACACCGUGGAGCGGGUGACUACCCAUUUCGAUUUCGGUUCGGUCGAUGGUGAAACCCUACUCGAUACGAGUUCGAUUGAGAACCAUGAGGAAGAAAAGGAUCAGUUUCAGAGUUUAGAUGAGGUUUAUAGCAGUAUAACAGGAGGACAUGUUAACAGAACAAAGUCCGACACUUUGCCGGCGUCGGGUGAGUUGCCUGUAAAACUACCGGCCAAGAUGAAGAAGUCGGCAAGCUUGAAAUCUGCAUUCUCUCAUUUCGAGGAGGAAAAGAUAGUGGAGGCUCGUCGGCCGGCGACCGUCAGGGAAAGGAGGUCAGCUGCUAGGGCGACGGAAACGGGUGAUGUGGAGGUGGACGCCAGGGCGGAUGACUUCAUCAACAAGUUCAAGCAUCAGCUGAAGUUGCAGAGGCUGGACUCCAUUAUCAGGUACAAGGAUAUGGUAAAUAGAGGGACUGAAAAAUAAAAUAUCUUAAUUUAGAAGGUGUUUUCUUUAACAUUUGGGAAAAGCAGGGGGUUAAUUUCGAUACCCCUUAGGUUUAAUGUUUUUUUGCCUCUGUAAAUCUAAGCAGUUGUGGGGGUUAGAAAAGACAUUUUAUUUUUCUUUUUCGUUUUGCUAAUUUCCAAGAAAAAAGGGUUUAUUAUUAUUUUAAUGUUAGGGUAAGUAUUUUGGAAGAUGAUUGCAUAUUUAAUGAUAAUGUAAUUUCCUUUUAAA
This is a messenger RNA of Lactuca sativa (garden lettuce), 1445 nucleotides long. RefSeq names its product bromodomain protein (DUF761). NCBI's taxonomy places the organism in Eukaryota, Viridiplantae, Streptophyta, Magnoliopsida, Asterales, Asteraceae. The record is from RefSeq and is a predicted model, not a curated record.